AUGGAUAUCAAAAAGGCGACUUUAGAGUUGAAGGUUAUUCAUUCCAGUUUAAAGGCGAUGAGCACAUUUGCCAAGAACUUCAAUAGUGAAACAAACAAUCAAAGCCAAGUUAGAGUACGCUUAGAGGAACUUCCAAGUAUUUCAGAAAAAUUUGAAGAAGUGCAGUCAGUAAAAGAAGAACUUGAUCAAAGGUCAGAUGACGUAGUAAUGGAUGAACGAGCAAAAUUUAGAGAGAGAUUUUAUGAAGUCAAGGCAUCAUUAUUACAUAUAUUGGAAGCUGAAGAAUCCAAAAAAUCAGAAGUGACCAGUCCAUCCUACAGCAUCACAUCCAGUCAUGUAAACAACAAUAUGAUGAAAUUACCACCUAUUGAACUCCCUAAGUUUAGUGGUGAUUGGAAAGAAUGGACAUCAUUCAUAGACUCGUUCAAUGUUUACUUCCACAACAACAAAGAUAUGGCACCGGUUCAUAAAUUGCAUUUUCUUAAGGCUUGUUUAGAAGGGCAGGCCAGUGACAUUGUCAAAUCUAUACCAACUACAAAUGAGAACUAUGGGCAGGCCUAUGAUGCAGUAACAGCAAGAUAUGAAAACAAAGGAGCAAUUAUUCAAUCACAUAUUAGAGCAUUAUUUGAUACUCCUAAAAUUUCAAUAGCUUCAGUAAUAGAGUUGCAAAGACUUUAUCAUCACAUUACUUCAAAUAUAAAUGCAUUACAGGCUUUAGGUCAACCGAUCGAAGCCUGGGACGCUUGGUUAGUCACAUUAAUAUGCAACCGAAUGGAUAGAGUAACCGUCGGUGAAUGGCACGUUAAAUAUAACAAGAAAGACCUACCAGAGUUCAAAGAAAUAAAAGAAUUUUUAUUUAACCGUAUUGCUGCCUAUGAAGCAGGUGAAGUUAACGUUGGUGCAUCAUGUAUUAAACAGAAUGUGGUCAAGUCCAGUAAUAAAGUUCAAGAAAAAAAGGUUUUUUUUGUUAAACCUGCGAACAAGGUAACCACAUUGUACAAAUGUCCCUCUUGCAAUGAAACUCAUAGAUUAUAUCAAUGCAUAGGUUUUAAUGAUUUGAAAGUACCAGAUCGCCGAGAAUUUGUUUCAAAGAAUCGGUUAUGUUACAACUGUCUAUACUCUAAUCAUCAAGCACAAGACUGCAGGUUCCCAGGUUGUCCAAGAUGUGGUCAAAAACAUAAUUCAAAAUUGCAUUUGGUUCAAGCUCAUGAAAAUCAACAAACUAGUAGUGAAACGGAGCCCAUUGCAAGCACAAGUGCUCUAUGUUUUAGUAAGGGUAUAGCACAAUCAAUGCAUGCGUCAGGUGACAUGGUCAUGUUGGCCACAGCCGUGGUAUACAUUAAAGAUGCAGCUGGCUAUCCUCAACCCUGUAGAGCACUACUGGACUCAGGAUCACAAGUUAAUUUUAUAACUGACGCCUGUGCCCAAUUUCUUGGAAUGUCUAAAACAAAAUGUGUUCUACCAAUAGUUGGUAUCAACUCAAUGAGGUCAGAUGCACAGAGAUUGCAACCAGUUGUAAUGUAUUCCAGGUUUGAAAAUUUCAACGUUUCACUAGACCUUCAUGUACUUCCUUCAAUCGCCAAUGAUAUGCCAUCUCAAUUAAUACGUUUAGAUCAGUCAAAGAUUCCGGACAUUGUUAAUGAACAAUUGGCAGAUCCAAGCUAUGAUACACCAGGCAAGAUAGAUAUACUACUUGGCGCAGAAAUGUUUUACACACUUUUCAGUGGAGAAAAAGUUGCCAUUACAAAUAGUUUAGUGUUUCACAAAACCACACUUGGAUGGGUUCUUACUGGAAGGGUAUUAAAUAGUGAAGUUAUACAGUCUAGGUUUUCUGCUUGUACUUGUGCUAAUGAUGCGACCAUAAACUCAGCGCUUUCACUAUUUAUCAGUAAAUCAAGUGUUCGUAAAGAUGAAGAAGAUGAAGCUGAACAGCAUUUUAAGAAGACACAUUACAGAGAUGAGUCAGGACGAUUAGUUGUUAGCCUCCCAUUAAAUACUAAGCUCAGUUCGCUUGGUGAAUCUAAACACAUGGCGCAACAACGAUUCUUUAACUUGGAAAAACGGUUAUCUAAAGACAGAGAACUAUGCAUAGCCUACCACAAGUUUAUGUCAGAGUACCUAGACAUGAACCACAUGGAACUAGUAACUAAUGAUGAUUCAAAUAGUCAAACAUAUUAUUUGCCUCACCAUGCUGUCAUCAAAGAAGACAGCAUCACCACAAAAUUAAGAGUUGUGUUCGAUGGAUCAGCUCCAUCAAGUUCCGGGCUAUCCCUUAAUGAUGUCAUGUUAAAGGGACCUAUAGUGCAAUCUUCCUUGUUCUCAAUACUGUUACGAUUCAGAGUACAUAAGAUAGCAUUAACCGCAGAUGUUGAGAAGAUGUACCGUCAAAUACUAGUAACUCCAAAAGACUGUCAACUACAACGAAUUUGGUAUCGUCCAAGUCCCUCUGAACUGUUAAGGGAAUAUAACCUUCGGACAAUCACGUACGGUACAAAAUCAGCUCCCUAUUUAGCGACCCGUAGCCUGGUGGAAGUAGCCUUUUCAGCUCCAAAUGAAGCUGCUCAAAGAGCUAUAAAAGAUGAUUUCUAUGUAGACGACCUACUUACUGGUGCUGAAUCUUCAGACGAAUGUUUCCAGCUAUACAAAGAUGUUUCAGACACGUUGGCGUCUCGUUGUCUACCGUUAAGAAAAUGGUGUACAAGUUCUUCCAAAGUCCUGAGUAAAUUACCAAAUUCUGGGACCGAUCCUAAUCAUGUUUUACAAUUUAGUGAACAGGAUGCUGUCAGUACGUUAGGUAUAAUGUGGCAACCCAUAACAGAUUGUUUUUGCUUUACAUUAAAGCCAUGGAAUCCACCCAAAAAAAUGACUAAGCGCACAUUGCUUUCUGACAUUAAUAGGAUUUACGAUCCACUUGGUUUCCUAACACCAGUUCUUAUAACUGGAAAGAUCUUUGUUCAACAAUUAUGGGUGUUGAAGAUUGAUUGGGACACGACAUUACCCGACGAUAUGCAACAUCGGUGGAAAAACUUCUAUUUAUCUUUGUAUGCGUUGGAUAAAUUAGCCAUUCCACGUCGGCCAUUGUCAAGUAAUUGGUUAAACAUACAGCUUCAUGGAUUUUGUGACGCCUCACAGGAGGCGUACGGAGCAUGUGUUUACGCAAGAACACAGAAUUCAAAUGGAGAUGUUGAAACAGCUCUAUACGUUUCAAAAUCAAGGGUAGCACCACUUCAUGCGACCACUAUACCCCGGUUAGAACUCUGUGGUGCUGUACUACUCAGUGAUUUAACUACAGAAGUCAUUUCUGAAUUAAAAAAAUUGAAUAUAAACCUACAUCAACGCGACGUUGUACUGUGGUCAGAUUCAACGGUUGUCAUCGCCUGGAUAAAUAGUACACAGCCACUUAAGUCAUGUGUAUCAAAUAGAAUUGCUCAAAUUUUAGACCACACUGAUAAAACACAAUGGAAUCAUGUGCCCACAGAUUGUAAUCCAGCUGAUCUUAUAACACGUGGACAAACAGUUAACAAUUUACAACAGUGUUCAAUGUGGUGGAGUGGUCCACACUGGCUCUCAAAGCACCACACUUCAUGGCCUACACGUACUCAGCCAGUUUUAAAUGAGGUUCCUGAAGUACGACCUGUUAAAUUGGUGCUUCAGGCAUCUGCUCAGCCAGUAGAUGAUUAUCCGCUCAGCAAGUUUUCUAAAUGGAACCAUAUGGUACGCGUUACAGCGUACAUGUUGCGUUUCAUAUCCAACAGUCAAGGAUGA
This is a messenger RNA of Macrosiphum euphorbiae (potato aphid), 3765 nucleotides long. The record is from the annotation of a GenBank genome assembly. NCBI's taxonomy places the organism in Eukaryota, Metazoa, Arthropoda, Insecta, Hemiptera, Aphididae.